AUUGGGGAGCCGCGCCGCGUACUCGCCUAGGUCGCUGGGCUCGGCGGGACAUGACCGCGCUGUGCUCGCCUUGCGCUCAGCCCUGCUAGCAGCUCGUCGCUGCUCGCCGCCGCCGCCGCCGCCGCCACCUCCUCUCUCCGCACCUGGCCACCGCCCCCGAGCCCAGCUCGGCCUGCGCCCGCGCGCACCGCAGUAGUCAUGGGGCUGCAGCCCCUGGAGUUCAGCGAUUGCUACCUCGACAGCCCGUGGUUCCGGGAGAGGAUCCGCGCUCACGAAGCGGAGCUCGAGAGGACCAACAAGUUCAUCAAAGAGCUCAUCAAAGACGGCAAGAACCUUAUCGCUGCCACCAAAAGUCUGUCAGCUGCCCAGCGGAAGUUUGCUCACUCUCUCAGAGACUUCAAGUUUGAGUUUAUCGGGGAUGCUGAGACUGAUGAUGAACGGUGCAUAGAUGCCUCCUUACGGGAAUUUUCUAACUUUCUGAAGAAUCUGGAAGAACAGAGAGAAAUCAUGGCAUUAAGUGUGACUGAAACCCUGAUUAAGCCCUUGGAGAAAUUCAGAAAAGAGCAACUUGGAGCUGUAAAGGAAGAAAAAAAGAAGUUUGACAAAGAGACGGAAAGAAAUUACAGUCUAAUCGAUAAGCACUUGACCCUGUCUGCCAGGAAGAAGGACACGCACUUGCAGGAGGCUGACCUCCAAGUGGAACAGAACCGGCAGCAUUUCUACGAGCUCUCUCUUGAAUACGUGUGUAAGCUCCAGGAAAUCCAGGAAAGGAAGAAGUUCGAGUUCGUGGAACCUAUGCUGUCCUUUUUUCAGGGAAUGUUCACUUUCUAUCAUCAAGGUCACGAGCUUUCCAAAGACUUCAACCACUACAAGAUGGAACUACAGAUCAACAUUCAGAAUACACGGAAUCGAUUUGAGGGAACCAGGUCGGAAGUGGAGGAACUUAUGAAUAAAAUUAGACAAAACCCCAAGGAUCAGAAGCGAGCCAGCCAGUUCACAGCAGAAGGGUACCUAUACGUCCAGGAAAAAAGGCCUGCUCCAUUUGGGUCCAGUUGGGUCAAACACUACUGCAUGUACCGGAAAACAGCCAAGAAAUUCAACAUGAUUCCCUUUGAGCACAGAUCUGGGGGGAAACUGGGGGAUGGAGAGGCGUUCUUUUUGAAAGAAUGCACCAAAAGGCCUAUUGACUCAACUGACAGAAGGUUUUGCUUUGACAUCGAAGCCGCCGACAGGCCUGGCGUCCCCUUGACCGUGCAGGCGUUUUCAGAAGAGGAAAGGAAGCAGUGGUUGGAAGCUCUGGGUGGAAAAGAAGCUUUGUUCCACACUUUUAAUAGAGCCAUCGUCCCGAGACCAGAAGGAGGUGCACAGUUGGAUAAGAUGGGAUUCACAAUUCUCAGAAAGUGCAUCAGUGCUGUUGAGACACGAGGUAUAAAUGACCAAGGACUGUACAGAGUUGUGGGGGUGAGUUCAAAGGUCCAGAGACUUCUGAGUAUGUUGAUGGAUGUAAAAACGUGCAAUGAGCUGGACCUGGAGAAUUCCACAGAUUGGGAGGUGAAGACAGUAACAAGUGCCUUGAAGCAGUAUCUGAGGAGUCUUCCAGAGCCUCUCAUGACCUAUGAGUUACAUAGAGACUUCAUUGUUCCGGCCAAAAGUGGCAGCCCAGAAUCCCGUGUCAGUGCCAUCCACUUCUUGGUACACAAACUGCCAGAGAAGAAUAAGGAGAUGCUGGAUAUCUUGGUGAAGCACCUAACCAAUGUGUCAAGUCACUCGAAGCAGAAUCUAAUGACAGUGGCGAAUUUAGGAGUGGUAUUCGGACCUACUCUGAUGAGACCACAGGAAGAGACUGUUGCGGCCAUUAUGGACUUGAAGUUUCAAAAUAUCGUCGUAGAAAUCUUAAUCGAAAACCACGAAAAGAUUUUUCGGACCUCGCCUGAUACCACAUUUGCUGAGCCCACAUGCCUGUCAGCGUCACCCCCAAACGCUCCACCACGACAGUCCAAGAGACAAGGGCAGAGGACGAAGAGACCAGUGGCUGUGUACAACCUUUGUCUUGAACUGGAGGAGGGUGAUAGUCCCAGCCCUCUCAAGGAGGAUCCCCCCAGCAGCAGUCAGGAUUCACUGUCCACUCCAUCUCCUACAACUUCAGCUGCCCAUGGGCCUCCGGGACCAGACGGAAACCACCUUGCAGCAGACAGAGGGAACUGUGGAGACGCCGCUGCCACUACGCCAAGCCAGACCCGGCCAUCCAUGGUGCAGUGGCUGAAUAUGCAGUCUCCCACCACACCAAGCUCCAACCCAGCUGGGACACCUCCUUCACCCAGGAUGUCACCAUUCCCCCUCUCUCCUGCUGCCUCCAUUGUAGACAAGCUGCCUGAAUGCCUUAUCAACCGCAAGGCCCGUGCAGUGUACCCGUGUGAGGCAGAACAUAGCUCGGAAUUGUCAUUUGAAAUAGGAGCCAUUUUUGAGGAUGUUCAGACCUCAAGGGAACCCGGAUGGCUGGAAGGGACCCUGAACGGCAAGCGAGGGCUGAUUCCACAGAAUUACGUCAAGCUACUGUAGUCCCUGGCCAUGGGGGCUCCUGCUGAUCCUAGCACCCCAAGCACCAGCCUGGAAAUGGCACCCAAAUGCCACGGUUACGCUUAGGAUCUUCGGUCACCACAGGCACUCCAGGGCUAGGGAGGGGAUGGAACUUGCCACCUAGGACGGUGCAGAUGUGGGUGUAAGCAGAGCGUGGCCCUCGUUGGCGGAGUGGAUGCUCGCCUAACAGGCACUGGGGAUUGUGAUCUUUAAUUGUCCAGCCCGUGGGACAGAGAGGGCAGUCCUCAUUGGCGACCUCGCUGUCCACAUACCUGCUGUUGGGUUUUCAAAUGUCCGGAGCACAUGUGACCUUGUGGGUGCCGGGGGCUUGGUCCCAACCUGAGGGAAGCAGAGAGAAGCUCUUCCAAGCCUGUGCCUUCCUGCCUGCCUCUCCUGGCCCCCAGGGCCUGCUCACUGGCAGCUGCAUGUGCUUCAACAGCCUUUUCCAGGUGCUCACCGGAGUGCUGUUUGCCCUAUGUCACCUCACUGCCACAAGGCCCCUCUGUACAUGAAAUAAAAUGUAAUUUACUAUC
Molecule: messenger RNA, 3110 nt
Organism: Rattus rattus (black rat)
Lineage: Eukaryota; Metazoa; Chordata; Mammalia; Rodentia; Muridae
Gene: Arhgap10
Product: Rho GTPase activating protein 10
Exons: 23
Coding region: 199-2559 (786 amino acids)
Biological process (GO): signal transduction
Cellular component (GO): cytoplasm
Molecular function (GO): protein binding; GTPase activator activity
Source: RefSeq, a predicted model, not a curated record